Ceutorhynchus assimilis (cabbage seed weevil) is the source of this 3578-nucleotide messenger RNA. The record is from the annotation of a GenBank genome assembly. NCBI's taxonomy places the organism in Eukaryota, Metazoa, Arthropoda, Insecta, Coleoptera, Curculionidae.
GCACAAUUUCGUAUCGGUCGAGCGCUUACAUCAGUAGCCGAUGUCAAUGGGAAAAGUUCAAUAAAAAUUUCCUCCCGCGAUAGAUUUUGAUAACAGGAAAAUAAGUCACUGAAAGCGAAUAUAUAGAGUGUGUGUGUGUUGUGUGUCGGUAUUAUGGCAAAAGAAAAGUUUGAGCUGGCAAAAAUUGAAAAACAAAAUGGAUUUAAUGUGAAAAAGGAUGAAAAACGCGAAGAAGAAGGGGUAAACUAUACUGCCGUAGAAAGAUCACCUGUUGCAACCAAAGGUAAGCCAGCCAAUUAAAAUCUUUGAGAAUAAUCUACUUAAAAUAAUGACCAGUAAUUAUUAUUGUUAGUGUUUGAAUUCUGAUUAUUUCUUGUCAAUAAUUUAUUGUGGAAAAUUUUUAUCCGGCAAUAUUUGAUGGAAUAAACCAGACUACAAAUCGCAAAAAAAAAAUUGAAUUUAUCAGUCUGCAACCCAACAAACAAAAAUUAAAUCCUUCACCAGUACUAUAGUAUAGGUACUUGAUAGCCUGCUUAGGCAGUACAAAGUACUUUCACUAUACAGCAGGAUUUAUUUACUAACCUAACCUCUCGGUACGGCGAGUGCACUCAACUUUAUCGCGUUCCUGUCGUAAAAACGCGUAAUCAAAUAUGAUACAGUUUUACGUGCUAAAACAAUAUGUUUAAAAUUAUUUAUGAUAAUAAUAAUUUACGUUAGUCAGUUAUAAUAAUGUUUCGAUGGCAAAAACGGUACAGGUACGAACCUUUAGGUUCGAACCAUUCUCCAGCAUUUGGCGUACGCCAUUUCCAAAUGUUCAUCUUAUUUAUCCUAAUAUUUCUCGCAUAUGGUGUUAGAGUAAUCCUUUCGGUAGCUAUUGUAGCUAUGACAGAUCCCAAAGCGAGCAGCAACCCAAAUGUACCUACUUAUCCAGAUUGGCACGACAAAAGUAUAAUCCUAUCAGCUUUCUUUUGGGGCUACGUGCUGCCACAAGUUAUAGCGGGUUGGUUGGCAGGUCGUUACGGGUUCAAAUGGUUCCUCAUAGCUCCAAUGUCAAUUUGUGGCUGCCUGUGCAUAUUUCUACCUUUCAUGGCAGCAUGGUUCGGCUCCAAAGGUGUCAUGAUCAAUAGGGCACUGCAAGGACUUUGCCAAGGGUUCCUGUUCCCUAGCACUCAUCAUUCGUUGAGUCAAUGGGUUCCACCAGAUGAGAGAUCAAGACUGGGAACUAUAGUUUAUGCUGCCGGACCAUUUGGAACAGUCGUAGGCAUGCUUGUAACAGGCGUAUUUUCGGCAAGUAAUUUCGGAUGGCCUCUAGUAUUCUACCUCUACGGUGUCUUGUCAUUAGUUUGGGCAAUUUUUGCCCUGAUGUUUAUGAACAACAGUCCAGCUGAUCAUCCGAGUAUAACUGAAGCAGAAAAAUAUUACAUAGAGCACAGUUUGGGCCAUACCGAGGAAAAAACAGUACACAGUACUCCGUGGAAGUCUAUUUGGACCUCGUUGCCCGUAUGGGCGAUACUGAUUAGCCAUUGUGGACAAAAUUGGGGCUUCUGGACUCUGAUGACUGAGAUUCCGAAUUAUAUGGGACACGUUAUGAGUUUUAAUAUUAAAUCAAAUAGUGUCCUUUCUGCUCUACCUUACUUUGCACUGUGGGUUCUUAGUUUUUUCAUGAGCUUCAGUUCAGAUUCUCUCAUAAAUCGACGUAUUUUGAGCAGAGGAAAUUCUAGGAAACUCUUCAAUAGCAUAGGCCUAAUUAUUCCAGCAAUAGCUCUAAUAUUCUUAGGAGUAACACCAGCAGAUGCUCCAAAACGUGCUGUAGCAUUACUAGUCAUAGCUGUAGGCUUCAAUUCAGCUAUCUACUGUGGUUUCAACGUGAACCACGUAGACAUAUCUCCAAACCACGCUGGUAUACUUAUGGGAAUCACCAAUGGGAUCUCAAAUAUUUUCGGUAUAGUAGCACCAUUGUUGGUCCAGUAUUUGGUACCCGACGAAAACAAUCCGGACCAGUGGAAAAUUAUAUUUUUCAUUGCGUCUGGAAUUUAUGUGGCAACCGAUUUGUUUUAUGUGCUUUUUGGGUCUGGGGAAGUGCAGAAGUGGAACGAGAAUCCAGCAGCUAGAAAAAAUGUCUUUAUGGAAAGCACCAAAGAAACAGAAAUCCGUAUUAGAGGAUACGACGUAAAUAAUAAAGGGCCAAAAUUUGGUGCACGUCACGUGCAAAUAGGCCUGAUUUUUCUGAGUCUCACUAUCGGCGUAGCAAUGAGGACCGGUCUUUCCAUUGCUAUAGUUGCUAUGACUGAUAAUACAACUUCUCCAAAUCCUGAAAUACCUACUUAUGACUGGGACAACAACAGCUUAAACCAAGGAUUUCUAUUCCCUUCAGCUCACACGUUGAUAGGCAAAUGGGCACCAGCUGAAGAAAUAUCAACUUUAGGAAUUAUCGUUUAUUCGGGUAUAAGCUGUGGUGCUAUACUUUCAUCUAUAGUCGUUGGUUAUACAUCUUCAUCGUGGGUAGGCUGGCCGAUUUCGUUUUACAUUUUUGGAGGACUAGGUAUCGGUUGGUGCGUUUUAUAUUUGAUAUUCGGCCAUAGUAGUCCUGCUGUUCAUCCUUCGAUUACUCCGGAGGAACGUCGGUAUAUUGAAGCGUCUUUGGGAGAAACAACUGAGAAUGCUGAACUUCCUGUACCUUGGUGGUCAAUAUUCACGUCGAUUCACUUAUGGGCUAUCGUUGUUGCGAAUAUUGGUGGAUCUUGGGGAUAUGCCAUGCUGAUGACUCAAACUCCAACGUAUUUGGCCAAAGUUUUGAAAUUUGAUAUCAGAGCGAAUGGUUUAAUAUCUGCAAUUCCACCCAUGGUAGGAACAAUAACAGGACUCAUUUUUGCACCCAUUUCCGAUUAUUUGAUUAGUAAGAGUUACAUUUCGCGGGUCAAUGCAAGACGAAUGUUCCAAGUGUGUGGAGCGUACGUUCUUGUGAUAUGCCUAUUCCUUCUAGCCUAUUGUGCUUCCACUAAAAUUAUAGCGGUUUUUCUUCUUACAAUCUCGCAUGCCGCAUAUUCUUCAACUCUCUGCGGUUAUGCGGUAAACCAUGUGGACUUGUCGCCCAGAUUUUCUGGAAUUAUGCAAGGAUUUACAAAUUCCACUAGUCAACUGAUUGCAAUAUUUUCGCCGUUGUUAGUACAAUUUGUCGUCGAAGACAAAACCGAUGCCUCGCAAUGGCGAAUAGUCUUCAUAGUGUCCGCAGCAUUUUAUUUUUUCAGCUCAACAUUUUAUGUAAUUUUUGCCUCAGCGACUAGACAGAAAUGGGACGGUCUAUCCACUGUGUCGGCUGAUAAAAUGGAAAGGAUAAAGAAGCACUCUGUUAUAAGUGUGUCUGCGUAUUAAAUAUUGAUCUGAUAUUAUUUUAGUUGAAUGAUUACGUUAUCAUUCAUUUUGUUUGUGAAUAUGGUUAUUGUCUCUAAGUAUUGAAAUAAUAUUAGGAAAAAAUUUCAUUUUGUAUCAAACCAUUUAUUUAGAAUUUGAAUGUACAAACUAUGUAGCUUAUCAUUAGCUCCCUGGGGAGAAAAUUAUACAGUGUUUUCAUUUUUAAA